UGGAGACUGCCUCACUCUACAGCAGAGUGGGAUCGCAUUUUGUCUUUUCCUUCCGGCUGAACACAGAACAAACUCUUGUCUUGCACACUGUGCCUGUUCCUGGUUCCUGUAAAGUCAUGUUGCUGUACCUGGCAGCCCUCGUGGGCUUGUACACUUUGCGCUGAUACCGGGAGAGGCAGGUGGUGAGCCACCUCCAAGACAAGUAUGUCUUCAUCACGGGCUGUGACUCGGGCUUCGGGAACCUGCUGGCCAGACAGCUGGACAUGAGAGGCUUGAGGGUGCUGGCCGCGUGUCUGACAGAAGAAGGGGCAGAGCAACUGAGGAAGCGGGCAUCAGAACGGCUGGAGACAGUGAUCCUGGAUGUCACCCAGACAGAGAGCAUCGCUGCAGCCACCGAGUGGGUAAAGGAGCGUGUGGGGGACAGAGGUAGGAAAGAAUGUCACAAAGAUGCAGUGCGUGAGCUGAAAGGUUUUGGGGUGAAAGUCAGCGUGGUUGAACCUGGUAGCUUCAAAACAGAAAUGAUGGAUUUGCAGCAAUCCUUAGAGAGAGUGAAGCAAGCCUGGGAUGAAGCACCAAUGCAUAUUAAGAAAUCCUAUGGACAGCACUACUUUGAUACUUGUAUUUUUCCCCUUAGGGAAAGGUUUCUCUUUUUGUAUACAGAUUAUGGCUUAAUUAAGAAGUUGCUGUCAACUUGUAGCACAAACCUAUUCCUGGUCACUGACUGCAUGGAAUACGCUCUGACCUCAGCGCAUCCUCGUACUCGAUAUUCUGGCAGCUGGGGUGCAAAAUUUUUCUAUAUUCCUCUGUCUUACUUACCCACACCGUUGGCAGACUACAUACUGACCAGAUUUUGGCCCAAACCAAUCCAGGCAGCCUGAGGAAAUUGCAUUAGUGUCUUUUGGAAUGAACAAUACAAAUUUCUGAAAUUGGUUGUUAGUGUCUCGGUAACCCUUAUUCAGAGCCCAGGCUGUUUGUAACAGUAACUAUUGUUUUUAUCCUCAUUUAUCUGGCGUGUAAAUUAGAAAGCCAACACAUUCACAUUGCAGAGAUCUAAAAUUUACUACUUUUGUGAUGAAUUCUUGUGACAGAAUUUGCAGCCAGGUGCACUGGCAUGUGCCUGUAUUCCUGGCUAUUUCCAGAGCUGGAGCAAGAGAACAGCAAGUUUGAGAUCAGAGUAAGCACCUUUGGGAGAACCUCAGAGAGUAAACUGUAAAGAAUUUGCCAUACAACACAUUAUUAGAUUUUACUUUUAAAAACUAAAAUACAUGCAAAAGAGUAACAAAUAGAUUUAUAGAUGAGCUGAGACUUACAUGAAAAUUUGGCAUAUCAGAAGAAGCAUAAUAAGGUAGUGAAAAAAAUGAUUCAUAAGUAGGAGAAGGCAAGGAUUUUCUUAUACAGAAUAAUAACUCUGGAUUCUCACCUUACUCCAUGUACUAAGUAAAUCCUAGUGGAAUGUAAACCUAAAUAUGGAAAAGAAAUCUUUUAAAAUCUUCAACAUAAUCCUUUGGAGAUUGAGCAGAGGUAUACUGGAAAUAUCAAGUGAAUUAAUGUUUUUCUUAAACUGAGUAUUAGAUUAACAAGUGUGGAUGAUAUUUAACAUUGUGCAUAAAAUAUUGUAUAUCACCAAUAGUUGAUAAGAAAAUGAAAUUUAAGAACAUAUAUUGGUCUAUGUAAUCACAAAUUGUAAGAACUCACAGCACACACCUAUUAGUACUCUGUGUAAACAACAAUAAACUCUUGCAGAAGGUAAAACACCUGUGAGUACUGCAUUUUUAGUGGUUAUUGUUAUUUGUGUCCAUAUUUUAGUUGUUACUGUUGGGGAUUUUCUUGUUCUCAAUGAUUGUUAUUAAAAAUCUGCUGAAGAAAAUAAGCAAAGAGAAGAAUUCUUUAGCCCACCAAGAGACAAAGUGAAAUGUAGGAUGUGAAGAGGUUACUAUUAUUGGGUAGCAAUACCUUAGUCCUUGGAAAGGUCACAGGUCAAAUAAGAUUGUAAUUUUUCCUCUCUAUGAUUUUGUACCUAGCAGGCAUUUGGUAAAUAUUGGCUGAAUGAAGCAACUGGUAAAAGUUUAAUUAGAUGAAGUACAGAAGGUGCUUUUGGAGAGAGAGGUUCUUGAUAAGUUAAAACUGUGAGAAAAGAAUCAAAGUACAAAUUACUGAAUAUAAGUAGAGCAUAAAUCAGAGCUGAAGAGGGUGAGUUAGUUGUCUAUGCAUGUCUACGGUUUUUUUUUCCUGUGACUGCACAGUUUAUAAAGCUGUUAACCUCUGAACAAAAUAAAAAUUUUCUGUUUAUAA
Messenger RNA from Cavia porcellus (domestic guinea pig), 2292 nucleotides. Its product is annotated as 17-beta-hydroxysteroid dehydrogenase type 6-like. The record is from RefSeq and is a predicted model, not a curated record. NCBI's taxonomy places the organism in Eukaryota, Metazoa, Chordata, Mammalia, Rodentia, Caviidae. Gene Ontology annotation, biological process: retinol metabolic process; steroid metabolic process. Gene Ontology annotation, cellular component: intracellular membrane-bounded organelle. Gene Ontology annotation, molecular function: all-trans-retinol dehydrogenase (NAD+) activity.